AUGCCGCCCUCUCCGCUCUCCUUCGUCCCGCUCUCCUUCGUCCCGCUCUCCUUCGUCCUCCCGCACACGCCCCUCCCGCACACGCCCCUCGCGCACCCGCUCCGCCGCGGGCGCCCGCGCGCCCCGCUCUGCCGCCGCCACGCCUAUCUAAUCACCUCCACGGCGUCCACGCUGCCGCUCUCCCCCUCCGACGUGCACACGCUGCGCUCGCUCUCGACGCAGACGGUCGUCAUCACUGGCGCGACGGGGCUGAUCGGGCGCCGCCUGGUCUGGAGUCUGCGGUGCUCGCGCGCGUCCGUCCACGUGUUUGCGCGCGACCCGCCGGCGGCCCGGUCUCUCUUCGUCGACCGCUCGCUGCCGCCCGUGUCCGUCACGCGCUACGACGCUGCGGAGGGGACGCUGUCCGCGUCCGCGGCGCGCGCGCUGCGCGCCGCGGACGUCGUCAUCAACCUGGCCGGCGAGCCGGUGGAGGAUGGCCGGUGGACCCCGGCCCGCAAGCGCGCGCUGUGGGACUCGCGCGUGUGCGGCACCCGCGCCAUCGCCGCCGCCCUGGCCGACCCCGCCGCGCGCGCCGUGCUCAUCAACGCGUCGGCCGUCGGCUACUACGGCACGAGCGAGACGGACACGUUUGACGAGCGCAACAAGCAGGGCGGCGACUUUCUCGCCCGCCUGGCACACGCGUGGGAGCUGGCCGCGCUGGAGAACGGCCCCGCCUCGCGUACGGUAGUGCUGCGCAUGGGUGUCGUGCUGGCGAGGGACGGCGGCGCGCUGGACAAGAUGAGCAUGGCGUUUCGCUACUUUCUCGGCGGACCGCCCGGGUCUGGCGCGCAGUGGUUCUCGUGGGUGCACAUUGACGACGUGGUGAGGCUAAUCUUGCACGCAAGCGUGGACGACAGGUGGCGCGGGGUGUACAACGCGACGGCGCCAGCGCCGGUGACGCUGGGCGAGUUUUGUACAGAGCUGGGCAAGGCACUGGGCCGGCCGAGCUGGCUGCCCGUGCCGAAGCAAGCAGUGCGCGCGCUGCUUGGGAACGAAGCGGCCGAGCUGAUCUUGAAAGGGCAGCGCGUGGUGUCGACGAGGAUGCAGGAGAACGGCUUUGUUUAUCGGUUCAAGGACGUGGCCAGCGCGCUGCGCGAUCUCACAAAGAAGGAGGCUGAGUAG
Messenger RNA from Chondrus crispus (carragheen), 1161 nucleotides. RefSeq lists its product as hypothetical. The record is from RefSeq and is a predicted model, not a curated record. The transcript has a single exon. Lineage: Eukaryota; Rhodophyta; Florideophyceae; Gigartinales; Gigartinaceae. Bases 1 to 1161 code for a protein of 386 amino acids.